GUCCACAGUUAAGUUCCUGUUCAUAAAGUCUCCUGUGUGGCAAGUUCUAAGUGCAAACAUGUCCACUGAAAAGAGUGUGAUCAAAGGAACCCCUGAACCUGGCCCGGUGCCCAAAGAUAUUAUACGUCUCUAUAGCAUGAGAUUCUGUCCUUACGCCCAGAGGACCAGGCUAGUGCUGCACGCCAAAGGCAUCAAAUUUGACACCAUCAACAUUCACUUGAAAAACAAACCAGAGUGGUUUCUUGAGAAGAACCCUCUUGGUAUGGUGCCAACACUGGAGACACCUGCUGGUGAAGUGAUCUAUGAAUCUGCAAUCACCUGUGAGUACCUGGAUGAAGCGUAUCCAGAGAAAAAGCUGCUUCCCUCCACACCUUAUGGUCAAGCCCGGCAAAGAAUGAUGCUGGAGCAUUUUUCCAAAGUGGAACUACACUUCUACAAGAUCCCAAUGCGGAGGUUAAAAGGGGAAGAUGUCUCAGGACUAGAAGCUGAGCUGAAAGUGUCUUUGACCAAGUUGGAUGAGUACCUAGUGAAGAAGGAAACAAAGUUCUUUGAUGGUGAUACCAUCACAAUGAUCGACUACAUGUUGUGGCCAUUUUUUGAGAGAAUUGAAAUGGGUGACCUGGAACCCUUUCUUGACAACACACCUGAGCUGAAGAAGUGGAGAGCCCAUAUGCUGGAGGACCCGGCUGUUAAAGCCACAAUUCACAGCGUGGAAUCCCACAAAGCUUUCUUAAAGGGAUACGCUGCCGAGAAACCCGACUAUGACUAUGGCCUGUUUUUACCGCAAACUAUGUCGUCCGAAAAGAGCUUCGCCGCGGGAAGUCCUGCACCUGGUCCAGUGCCGAAAGAUCAGGUGCGUCUCUACAGCAUGAGAUUCUGCCCUUUUGCCCAAAGAACCAGAUUGGUGUUGCACGCCAAAGGGAUCAAGUUCGAAACCAUCAACAUCCAUUUGAAACAGAAACCUGACUGGUUCCUUGAGAAGAACCCUGACGGUCUUGUUCCCGUAAUAGAAACACCUGCUGGUGAAGUGGUGAAUGAGUCUGUCAUCACCUCUGUGUUCCUGGAUGAAGUGUAUCCUGAGAAGAAGCUGCUUCCAGCAACUCCUUUUGGGAAAGCCCAACAAAAAAUGAUGCUGGAGCACUUUUCCAAGAUAACACCACAGCUCUUCAAGAUCUCAUCAGCAAGAAGAAAGGGUGAUGAUGUGUCAGGAUUAGAAGCUGAACUGAAGGAGAAGUUCACCAGUUUAAAUGAAUACUUGGUGAAAAGGAAGACAAAAUUCUUUGGAGGUGAUACCAUUACCUUCAUCGACUACAUGAUGUGGCCAUUCUUUGAGAGGCUUGGGAUGUUUGAAGUACAACACUGCCUGGACCACACACCUGAACUGAAGAAGUGGACGGAGCUGAUGCUGGAGGACCCGGCUGUUAAAGCCACCAUGCACAGCACAGAGAAUCACAAAACCUUCUACAACAACUUCCUGGAUGGAAAACCUGACUUUGACUAUGGCCUGUAGAAAACAAAUAAUCAACGCUUUAUAGCAACAAGUCUACAUGUUUUCUAUGUCUGUCAUAUGGCUGGGUUUUUUUUAAUCUUUCUAUUGCAUUUUGUUUCUACUGACCAUUUAAAAGGUAAUUUCAUGAAAGUGGGUGUUGGUUCAAAACUUCUUUCUAAAAUUAGGCAUGUGCUAUCUAUGUCAAAAAUAAAAAUAAAAUAUAUUCCAUCAAAGAUA
Poecilia reticulata (guppy) is the source of this 1726-nucleotide messenger RNA. NCBI's taxonomy places the organism in Eukaryota, Metazoa, Chordata, Actinopteri, Cyprinodontiformes, Poeciliidae. The record is from RefSeq and is a predicted model, not a curated record.